GACAUCUUGGACGCAGUUCCAGUGCUGCUUUAGUUAUUAUCAUUAUUAUACCUAGGCAAACAGUUUUUAUCAUGACGUCAAUUUAAUAACCCGGAAGAAGUUCCUCACGGGGUCAGAUCCAUUUUCGAAGCUAAAUGGUGAAUUCUUGAAACACAUAUAUUUUGAUAAUUCAGUGGUAUGUGAGUGAUCGCUAAAAAGUCGUCAUGUUGGUGUUUCGUUAAACGUCAUAAUUUAUCCCCCUCUUUAAGCAGACAUUUGGCUUGUUAACUUAGAUACUCACGUAAGUAGCUGCUGGCUAGGUUAGCUGUAACUUGCUAGCUGUCAGACAGUCUUUGUUUUGGUUUGGUUUUUCGUAGAGAAGAAUCGUCAUUCUUUCAUAACACAUGAGUGUAUCACUGGUCGUUAUCCGUCUGGAGCUCGCAGACCAGUCUCUCUCUCCACGGAAUUUCCAAUACACCGCCGUCUCCCUUUUCUACCUGUCCCCCUCUCUGCACCCGCAGCUGAGGAUAUGUCAGAGGAGGAUUUGCAGGAGAAAGCUCUGGGCUCAGCCAGGCUUUCUCUGAGUGGGAAGACAGAGCUGGAGAGAGCAGCAGUCCUACACCAGCACAUCGGCAGCAGAGCCAUGGGAGACAUGGUCAUCGAGACCAUCGCACCCAACCCUGAUAAAGGAAUGGUUGAGCAGACUGGGGCAGAGGGAGAGGAGGGUGGAGGAGCCCGCCCUCUAGAGAAUCAACCAGGCGAGAGGGACCCUAAUGAGGGCGCUACAGAGGACAGUGCCGAUGGCACAGAGACGGCUCCAGACUCGCCCUCCAAGCAUCUUCCAGACCAGAUCUCCUUCUUCAGUGGAAACCCCUCAGUGGAGAUAGUCCACGGCAUCAUGCACCUCUACAAGACCAACAAGAUGACAUCCCUGACGGAGGACGUGCGUCGCAGUGCCAUGCUGUGUAUCCUGACCGUCCCCUCCACCAUGACCAGUCACGACCUCAUGAAGUUUGUGGCACCUUUUUAUGAUGUCAUGGAGCACAUGAAGAUCAUACGAGACCCCACCCCUAACCAGUACAUGGUGCUGAUUAAGUUCAGUAGCCAGGCUGACGCAGAUAGUUUCUACACAGCGUGUAAUGGCCGUACGUUCAACUCCAUAGAGGACGCAGUCUGCCAGCUGGUCUAUGUGGAGAGAGCCGAGGUCAUCAAGUCUGAGCAGGGCGCCAGUCUUCCAGUGAUGGAGCUGACAGAGCUUCCUAAGUGUACCGUGUGUCUGGAGAGGAUGGACGAGUCAGUGAACGGGGUUCUCACCACACUCUGUAACCACAGCUUCCACAGCCUGUGUUUGCAACGCUGGGAGGACGCCUCGUGUCCUGUGUGUCGGUACUGCCAGACCCCAGAGCCUGUAGAGGAGAACAAGUGCUUUGAAUGUGGCGUACAGGAAAACCUGUGGAUCUGUCUGAUCUGUGGUCAUAUUGGCUGUGGUCGCUACGUCAGUCGUCAUGCCUACAAACACUUUGAAGAGACGCAACACACGUACGCCAUGCAGCUCACUAACCACCGUGUCUGGGACUAUGCUGGAGAUAACUACGUUCACAGGCUGGUGGCCAGUAAGACUGAUGGGAAGAUGGUUCAGUACGGGUGUGAAGGAGAAACCUGCCAUGAGGAGAAGAUAGACGCUCUGCAAUUAGAGUAUUCUUACCUGCUAACGAGUCAACUGGAGUCCCAGCGCAUUUACUGGGAGAAUAAGAUAGUUCACCUGGAGAAGGACACAGCGGAGGAGAUCAACAACAUGAAGGCCAAGUUUAAGGAGACCAUAGAUCGCUGUGAUAACCUGGAGCGUCGGCUGGGAGAGCUGGCCAAGGACAAGCAGAGCAUGGACAAGAAGUGUGGUCAGCUGUCGACCCGUGUGACAAAGCUUGGCCAUGAGCUGAAGGAGGAACAGGAAAUGAACCGCUGUCUGAGAGCCAAUCAGGUUCAACUACAGGCCCAGCUGGCCGAGGAGGAACGCAAGGCGAGAGAGACGGGCGAGCGUAAGGACGGGGUGAUAGCCGAGCUCCAGGAGCAGCUGAGAGAUGUCAUGUUUUACCUGGAGACUCAGCAGCAGAUAGAAGGUCUUCCUCCAGAGACCAGGACUGAGAUACAGGAAGGAAGCAUCAACAUCGGCGCAGCAGCCACUCCCGCCCCAGGACCCUCCGCCGUAGGCAGAGGCCGCAGGGGGCGGUCCAAAAGGGGGAAGUAGAGAGGACACAACUAGGAAGUGGAGAGAGGAAGGGAUGCCGGAAGUGACCCACAAAAAUGACAUUAUUGAAGUGUGUGAGAGUGCGUGCGUGCGUUUUUGUGCCUCUGUGUGUGCCUGUGUUUGUGCUUUGCAAAAGGACCCUGGCUCCUUAGACACUAUUUGUAGAUGAAGAGGUCAGACGUUAUGUGUAUAUCUCUGCUUUAAGGCGCCCACUUUGCUGAAUUAAAAAAAUGAUUGAUUUGAAAGAGGUUUGCUCUUCUUCCUCGUUACAUAAUUUUUGGGGGUUGACCUGCUUGUUUACGUCCUUAAAGGAGGAGAGAUUCAUGGGAAUAAGGAAGUGAGUAAACUGGACAGUAAUGAUAGAAAGAAAAUACCUCUCAUGUUUGAAUAUGCAGGCUUUUCCAAAUUUAAAAUCAGUAAAUUUUUGUAUGUACAGGUAUGUGUGUUACUACAGUUUACAUGAGUUGUUUAGAAGGUGUUCUGGAUCAGUGGGAGGUUCACUACCAGCUGGUUCUCUGCACUUUUGUCAUUUGUUUUGUCCAACAUCUGAUUCAUCUGAUCUCAUGAAAUUCAUCUGAUCUCAUGUCUCAGUCCAAUCGUGAGAAUGGGGUUUCUGCUGGGGUUUUUUUCUUCAUUUUGAUCAUUUUAACAUGUCAGAACUGAAGAUCUGAGAUUUAAGUCAAGUGUUGAACUGUUUAAUUUCUCAAUUUACGAAUGACCUGUGUCAGACCUAUAGACUGGCACAGGAUUAUGUGGCUGAUGCUUUGGCAUUCCUACACAACUGAGAUGUGCAUCUGUACAAUCUAGAAUAUAUAAUACCAGGGUUUGACAUCAAGGGUUGCCCUAUUUCCUUGGGCAAGUGACUUUAGCAGUCACGCAAGUUGAGCCUGCACUGAGGUUUCCCCAUUGGGCAGGUGAAUUUUUUAUUUUUUUUGGUGUUGUGUGAUGAUAACCAAACUGCAAAUAAUUCCAGUAGCCUAAAAGGGAUCUUUCUGGUUCCUCAGACAAUUUAGCGUAUUUAUAGUCAGGCAAGUUUAGCCAGCCUCGUAUUUUUUGAAAAUACAAAAAAUUCCAGUACUGAUCUUUGAUUCCUCCCCUAUGUGUAGGGGAAAUGCAGGCAAUUCAUGGCACUUCUGCAUGUAAAUAGCAAAUAAAAACAUUUGGGGCAAGUAAUAAGAAUCUUUGAACAAGUGCCUAGCAGAUUUAUGUAAAUCCCUGUAAUGCAGUACAAUACUCUCUACAAAUACAGUCUACAUCAGUUUCACUCCUGUUUCCAUGCACCUACCUGUAUGUAUGCGAUCACCAAAUUCUUCACUAACAACCCACCUCGGUCAAGCAUGAAAAAGCACUCUAUUGCCUCUAUACUGACCAUUAUGAGCUGUUUGUGUUCCUUGAUUAUGUUCCUGUUUGUUUGUGUUGCAUUGCUAAAAGCCUUCCAGUAUGUUCUGUUCAGGCACAGCUUUCCACUAGUUUAGCAUCAACAUUGUUAAAAGCAUGGUGUCCAGGUCAACAUAGACAUUCAAACGGUACACAGCUGCAUACCACCUUUUAUUUUAGCAGUUUAAGUUUUCACUGUGUAUUGUAUUCAUGUUGUUAAAGCUCUCAAUAAAUUAUCUUACUAUUUGUA
Molecule: messenger RNA, 3851 nt
Organism: Oncorhynchus tshawytscha (Chinook salmon)
Lineage: Eukaryota; Metazoa; Chordata; Actinopteri; Salmoniformes; Salmonidae
Product: BRCA1-associated protein
Exons: 13
Coding region: 509-2224 (571 amino acids)
Biological process (GO): protein ubiquitination; Ras protein signal transduction
Cellular component (GO): cytoplasm
Molecular function (GO): zinc ion binding; ubiquitin protein ligase activity; nucleic acid binding
Source: RefSeq, a predicted model, not a curated record